AUGUUUCAACUCCUAAUGGAUUUACCAAUGCCAAUGAGCUAUUAUUAUAUGGAAAUUGUUUGGCCACAGUCUUAUCCAUAUUGUGUAUGGUGGACAUGGUGUGAAUUUUCACUGAAUGCUAUCAGUUUGUUUCUAAUGACAUGGAUUUCCAUUGAAAGACAUAUGCUUAUUUUUCAACCAAAUACGAUGCUUCAAAAGCCAUGGAAAAAAUGGAUGUUUCAUUUCAUACCAAUUAUUCUUUGUUUCAUUUACACACCAACACUUUAUUUUGUUCUAGUAGUCGUUAGUCCAUUUUGUACGACUUUAUGGGAUUAUAACUAUCUUAAUUGUGGUCCUCCGUGUUAUUUUACGACGAACUUUCUCGGUCAGUUUGAUUUCAUUUUCAAUGUGGCUAUUCCCGUCUUCAUAAUUACACUCGCAAAUUUAGCAUUAUUAAUUCGAAUAAUCUAUCAAAAGAUGUCUCGCAAUCAAAUAAUACGAUGGCAACGUCAUCGCAAAAUGUUACUUCAGUUAUGGAUUGUUUCAUCACUUUAUAUGGGAUGUUGGCUACCUGUGACGAUAGUAUGGAUUGUCCAAACAACUGUAAUGCCUUCAUUUAUGGCUGAUCAAAUGGACAUCAUUUUGUUCCUUAUCUAUUUGAUUCCACUUUUUUUGCCAAUAAUAUGUCUUAGUACACUUCCCGAUUUAGUCAAGAAAAUAGUGAAUUCUGUUGCAAAACCAGCUUGGAAUGUUGUUGGCAUAACUAAUAAUACCUGA
This is a messenger RNA of Rotaria sp. Silwood2, 756 nucleotides long. Lineage: Eukaryota; Metazoa; Rotifera; Eurotatoria; Philodinida; Philodinidae. The record is from the annotation of a GenBank genome assembly.